AUGCUAUUCACCAUUUUCUUGAUCUUCUUCUUCCACCUCUUCAGCAUUGCCAUAGGCAGUGCUGUGCCUUUCCAAACUAUGGGCGAACUUCUUGCCACUGAGAUUGAACUGACAGAGUUCAUGGUCGCUCGACCAAAUAUCACAGUCGAUACUCAAAGCGGCAAUUGGACGAUUGAAGACGUCAAUGGCCUGCCUGUUGCUCACGUCAGUAGUGAGAUUAAAACGCAGUUAGACGCUCGUUUAAGGCCCAUGGAGGUUUAUACAUAA
Messenger RNA from Penicillium antarcticum, 267 nucleotides. RefSeq lists its product as uncharacterized. The transcript has a single exon. The coding region runs from base 1 to 267 and encodes 88 amino acids. NCBI's taxonomy places the organism in Eukaryota, Fungi, Ascomycota, Eurotiomycetes, Eurotiales, Aspergillaceae. The record is from RefSeq and is a predicted model, not a curated record.